AUGGGUUCCUACAAUGAAGACAAGAUCCCCAUGCUGUUACCCAGUGAUUGGGGACAGGGCAACAACUGCACAUUGUUUAUGUUCAACAAUGUGGCAAGUGGCAAAGCCGAUGACCCUCAGUAUCGCAACCCCCACCAAUCGGGAAAUGUGCGACUGGUGAUUGAUUUCAGGGCCGCUGUUAAUCACAACAUCACUGUGUUGGUGUGGAGCGAGUAUGAAAACAUGUACGAGAUUAAUCAUCUGGGAGGUAUAAAGUACAACAUCAACGGUUGAACCAUCCUCAGAAGAAAGCAGCCAUGGAGUUUGUGGCGCUCAGCGAUACCGUGUUGCGGUCGUUGGCCUUAGAUGAUCCUGAAUUACGACGCGUGUUUCAAGGUGUGUACCCAGCCGAUAAACUACCCUCAUCACCUCCCCAAACCGUCCGCGCGGCCUACAUUGUCAACACGGAUCCAGCGGGGGAACCGGGACAACAUUGGUUGGGCAUGUGGACAGAACAAAACAAGUGCGAAAUCUUUGACAGUUAUGGUCUACCCUUGCACGUGUACAAAAAUGCAGAGUUGCACAAGUGGUGGAGUCAAUGGAAGUACCUAACCCGCAGUGACAUUACCCUGCAAGCCAUGGAUAGUCAGACCUGUGGUCAUUAUGCAUUAUUUUUCCUUAAAGCCAGAGCCCAAGGACAGACCUACAAGGACUUUUUGGGCAGUUGGAGUACCGAUAAUUUAGUGUUGAAUGAUCAUAAAGUAGCCCAAGACUUGAAACGAGUGAUUAAACGUGAAUUACAAGAUGAAGUGGAUGCCCGACCAGAUGGGCAAAGUAAUUUGAGCCGCCAGGCCUUUCUGCUUUGUAAUAAAUUGUAAUAAAAAAACAUGAUUUUACUUGUCAAAAUGUGUGUAGUGUCUUAUCAUCUUUAUAAAAAAAAGACAAGUCCAGCAACAAAAGGUGUCAUUUUUUCAUAAUGAUUACACGCGGCGAUGUGCAGCGCGUUAUCGAUGCAUUCAUUUUGAAAGAAUCUCUUUAUUGGUGGUUGCAUCCCAUCGAACGCGUUCAAACCGUCCGAGGCAAUGAUGCUUGGGAUGGGUAUCAUUGGACCUUAGCCCGACAAUUGGCUCAAGAUAGAGAAUGGAUGUCCCUUAAAGCGUACAUGGACACCACGGGUGAAUCGUAUUUAAGGGAAUGUAUGCAACACCUCAUUCAGUCAGCGUCUCCUCGAUUAUACCGCGAGUAUUGGACGGUAUGUCGAGAAGAAGAAGAAAAAGAAAACCCUUGAGAACCUCUCAACGAUGGCGAUUUCCUCAAAACGGGCGCGGGAUUAUUGGCGUAUUGACCAAAGCGGCCAAAAUCGGUUAUAAAUUGGGACGUGAUAAACGGUAUAAACGAAUGGGAGCCAAAGGUGCUACGGGUCAUUACAGACGUCUACCUCGUCCGUGGGAAGGAUGAUACGACAACCAAGUAGCGUGAUUAUUGCUGGACCCUCGGGCAGUGGCAAGAGCGACUUGGUGGAACAAUGGUUGCGGUACCUGAACGUGUUUCAAGUGAAACCCAAAACCAUGGUGUAUGCGUAUGACCGAUGGCAACCCAGAUUCGAGCGUAUGCAAAAAGAGGACGGCAUUCGAUUUCAUCGCGGGUUACCGGACCCUAGUCAUUUGACAAAAUGGUUUGGCCCCACGCGAGGGGGUGUGUUGGUCUUGGAUGAUCUAAUGGAAGAAGGGGGACAAGACAAACGCGUGUUGGACUUGUUUACCAAAGAUUCCCAUCAUCGCAACAUUACAGUGCUGUAUUUGACGCAAGAUUUAUUUCCACCUGGUAAAUUCUCCAAGACAAUUAAUCGCAAUGUGCAUUACAUUGUGACCUUCAAAAACCCACGAGAUCAAACGGGCAUACGAACCAUUUUACUUCAAGCCUUUCCUGACCGUUGGCGUCAAGUAUUGCGACUAUUUAAUCGUGUUACAUCACGCCCUUUUGGUUAUUUGAUGUUGGAUGUUCAUCCUGCCUCGGAUGAUCGUUACCGUUUGUGGAGUCAUUUAACACCCCGAGAAGGUAAAGCGCAAGUCCAUACGUUGCCCUCGGAUGUCCCUUUCGUUCGAAAACGCACUGCAACGAGAACGCGAACGUCAACGUCGGCAAAGAGAAGGAGGACAACACACUGAAUUAUCAACCCGUCUGAAUACCUGCACUCUGUCUCCGAUAGAUGUGGAUUUACCGUCAGCAGUACCACCACCUUGCAAAAGCGUAAAAAAGAAAAUAGUCCUUUCACCUAAUGUGAGGUUCGACGAACAGUUAGCAACGCGCCGAGCCUUGAGACUAUAAAAACGAGACACGUCGUGAAAAAGGUUCAUCAGAUGUUGUACAACCCAUCAUGCCACCCAAACGCAGACGACAACGACGAAAGCAACGAGGGGGUAUUCUCCCGUUCCUCAUUCCCGCUGCCAUCGCUCUCGGCAAAGCGGCAGCGCUAGGAGCUGUUAGUGGCGGUGCGAGCUACGGUGCCAAAAAAGCUAUCGACGCUGCUACGCGCAAGAAAAAAGUGGGCAAGAUCAGUGCAGCGCAAUGGGCAGCCAAUAAACGAGACGUUCAGCGGAUGUUAACUCGAACGGGUUUGCCAGGGUUAGCGACAUUACGAAUGCUAAAGUAAAAAACUAUAAAAGAGGCAUUGUUAGCUUCCCCAGAAAACGAUGCUGGCAACAUGGAUUGCAACGUGGAAGAGUGCUACUCAUGUUGGCGAUGGCUCUCUCGCCUUGCAAGGUCAAGAAACGCACAUGGCUGUGUAAAGGUUAGAAGCGAUGCAGUGCUCAGAAGAAGAAAAAAGGUUCUAACGAUUAUUUUUUACAGUGCGACAAAAAUUUUGAAGACAGGUUGUGUCAACAGUGUCGCGACCACAUGCAACAAUAUUAUCAUGGGGAACUGUGUGGAGCACUUUUUACCAUAAAUAGACCUUCGGUAGAUGCCCCAAAGCAACAAUCACACGAUGGAUUGGCGCAUGGAACGUCAAGCUCCGUUUCUGAAGAGUGUGUUGCGAGAAGCGGACAAUCAUAAACGACAAGAAUUGUUACGGAUGGCCAAUGCGGAUCAGAUUAAUGCCAUCAGUGAGUUGGUCAUGAACACGAUCCGCGGAACCGUGCCCCGUUCUCGACACACCAUCACUUUGCUGAAACCUCAUGCUCAGAGUUUAAGAGCCAUGGCCAAACCGACUCAUUCGGUCAAACGUCGACGCGCUAUCAUGAUGUCUCAAAAAGGCGGGACUCUCUGGUCCGAACUCUACCGAUGCUAUAAACGUACCAUGCGUUAGACAUUGUACCUCAUUUACACCAUGGAGCAAGAGAUGGUGAGCACCUCUGUGGACAAUGCUCCGGCUUUUUUACAAUUACGAGACAAGUACAAACAAGAGUUGGUGGAAGAUACUCGCUUGACCAAAGCGGCAGAUUUAGCGGCCAAACAACAUGUGCUCUUGGCCAGUGAU
Messenger RNA from Porites lobata, 3457 nucleotides. NCBI's taxonomy places the organism in Eukaryota, Metazoa, Cnidaria, Anthozoa, Scleractinia, Poritidae. The record is from the annotation of a GenBank genome assembly.